Oreochromis niloticus (Nile tilapia) is the source of this 1378-nucleotide messenger RNA. RefSeq names its product complement C1q-like protein 4. The transcript has 5 exons. Gene Ontology annotation, molecular function: protein binding. NCBI's taxonomy places the organism in Eukaryota, Metazoa, Chordata, Actinopteri, Cichliformes, Cichlidae. The record is from RefSeq and is a predicted model, not a curated record. Bases 323 to 1054 code for a protein of 243 amino acids.
UAAUCCAUGUUUCCAGAUUAAAGUUUCCUCUGAAUAAAAGUCCCUUCAUGGAGAUCAUAUUUGCUCUUAUUUACAAUGAACACGUGUUGACCUGAUUUGCUGUCAGUUAACAAUCAUUGAUAGUUACUUGUUGUUUUCCUUGUAGUCUGUCUUGAAGUCAUAAAUAUUACAUUAGUCAGUGAUUUACUAGAAUUACUUAUGCCCUCAGUUAUCAUAGGGUUACUGAAUAUAAUGAUACAGUAACCUCUCCUUUGUACUGUGUAAUAUAAAAGUCAGUCAGGUUUGCAGAUGACACAGAUACUGUUGAGUUUUCACUGACAGAAUGGAGAUCAUGGUUUUUUUCACGCUGUUGCUUCUGGUCUGCUCUGUUUCCACAAAUCAGACUGAGGCAGAUAAUGAAAUUGUUGACCAGCAGAUUUCAAACCAACAACCCUGUCCACAGGACAUCCAUGCUGUGCUCAGAGAGAUGGCAGUCUCACUGGCUUUACAGACAGAGCGGAUUACUGUCCUACAGAAAGAGAAUCAAGAACAAGCAGCAAAGCUGGAGACUGAGAUCGAUCAGCUGAAGCUGCAGUCAGAAGAACAAGUAGCAAAGCUUGAGAGUCAGAAAACUGAGAUCGACCAGCUGAAGCACGAACUACAAGUCAAACAGGUGGCUUUCUCAGUCGGUCUGCUGGAUCAAGGCAGCGGAGAAAUUGGACCCUUUAACACUCAGAUUAUUCUGAUUUUCAAACAUGUUGUCACAAACAUUGGAAAUGCCUACAAACCACACACAGGUAUUUUCACUGCACCAGUGAGAGGAGUCUACCACUUUGACUGGAAAGUAUAUGGAAUUGGAAACUUUCCUGCAGGUGCCUAUUUGUUCAGGAAUGGAGAGAAAAUUUUUAUUACAUUUGUACGUCAAACAUUUGGUGGUGUGAGCGCCUCUAAUGGAGCCUCACUGCUUCUAGAGGUUGGAGAUCAGGUGUCUGUACGUAUUGAUCCUGGUGCAAGGCUAUUUGACAAUCAAAACCAUCAUACCACCUUCAGUGGUCAUCUGAUAUUCACCAUGUGAGAGGUGUUGCAGCUCGAACACUUCCUGUUUGGACUGUCAUGUGUGGGCGGAGCUUAGCCAUUUUUAGAAGUAAAACAGGAAGUAAAUCACCUGCUGGAAUCAGUUUCUUGCUGACUAUUAUCUAUAAGUUGGUAAACUGCAUUAUUUUUUAUUGGCUCCACUGUCCUGUGUUGGUCAGUCUGUUAUUUUGGUGACUGCUGGCCCACAUGUUUGCUUUUAACUGGAGUCUUUCCUGUUAAGUUUAGCAAAAUCCAACAGUUCCUCUUUUUUCUCUUCUUUGAUAAUCAUGCAGGUAUUUUUCUUAAACACUUAACAGAUGUUAAA